AUGGCGUCGCUUCGAGUGCCGUACAAGGUGGUUGGCAAUGCCGAGAUUCCAACGGACAUAUAUCUGCCAGCAGCAGAUGCUGCGGAUACACCUGCGCCUGCUUUGAUCAUGAUUCAUGGCGGCGCGUUCAUGCUCGGUCACGCAGGCAUCAACAAUAGAGACCAGAUUCAGGAUUGCGUCGAAAGGGGAUGGGUUGUACUUGCGAUCGAGCACCGUCUAUGUCCUGGGGUGAACGUCUUCGACGGUCCUAUGGCUGAUGUGCGUGAUGUGCUUGAUUGGGCACAGAAUGGUGGUCUUGCGACAGCCUUGAAAGAUGAUGGGAAUAAGGUCAAAGUUGACGGGCAGAGAGUCAUGGUUAUGGGAACAAGUUCCGGUGGACAUCUGGCGCUGUCAACAGCUUGGAACGCACCUAAACCUCCUCUAGCGAUCCUGGACUUCUACGGCGCCAAAUGCUUCUCAGAUCCCUUCUGGACCAACCCUAUGCCCGACAUGCCUAAGAACUUCUAUGAACCUCUUUCAGAAGAAGACAUCAGAGCAGUGCACGACGAGAAGGUGGUGUUCAUUGGCGGCAUGUCACUGGAGGGCCAAGCAUCUGACCCGAACCACCCCAAUCCUAAGCAACGGCAGGGAUUUGCUAUGCAUCAAAUUGCAACAGGGACAGUAAUCAAGGCUAUAUGGCCUGCUUACCCAAACGACCUUCAGAGAAUUGACCCAAUUCUAAACGUCAACACGCAGUGGCCACCCACGGCUAUCGUACACGGUACGGCUGACACAACGAUCCCCAUGCGAUUAAGCAAAGAAUUUGAAGAGAAAUUGAAAGGCUAUGGCGUUAGUACACGGUUCAUCGAGGUCGAAGGAGAGCCGCAUACGUUUGUAGGAAAGAUGAAAAAAGGAAGCAAGACGUGGGAUACGCAGAGGAAGGGAUUCGAUUGGUUGGAGGAGCAGUUGAAGGCAUCUUACAGGUUGUGA
Messenger RNA from Ascochyta rabiei, 969 nucleotides. RefSeq lists its product as uncharacterized. The transcript is spliced from 3 exons. Bases 1 to 969 code for a protein of 322 amino acids. The record is from RefSeq and is a predicted model, not a curated record. NCBI's taxonomy places the organism in Eukaryota, Fungi, Ascomycota, Dothideomycetes, Pleosporales, Didymellaceae.